Molecule: messenger RNA, 6679 nt
Organism: Brassica rapa (field mustard)
Lineage: Eukaryota; Viridiplantae; Streptophyta; Magnoliopsida; Brassicales; Brassicaceae
Product: NAC domain-containing protein 73
Biological process (GO): regulation of DNA-templated transcription
Cellular component (GO): nucleus
Molecular function (GO): DNA-binding transcription factor activity; transcription cis-regulatory region binding
Source: RefSeq, a predicted model, not a curated record
CACCCAUUGAGUGCUAUUUUUGUGACUUUUGGCAUUGAGUGCUAGUUUGGGAACAAAAACUUGAUUUAGUGCUAUUCUGGUCUUUUUCGAUAUAUUACAUAUAACAAAUUCAUGUCACGGAGUGAUAUUUUUUCCUUUUUCAUAAGGCACAUUUUUCAACGGAUAUAUUUUUUGUAAUUUUGAAAUCUAUAGUGAAAUUAUCAUAAUAUGGCAUUUAUGUAUCAUUUCUAACUUGGAAAAGAAUAUAUAUCACAUCUAACUUUUUCUGAAUAGAUUUCCAAACAGUUACUAAAUAGUUAGACAAGUAGAAUAUCAUCAGAAACCAAAUAUCAAUAUUCUACUGUUUUCUAUCGUAAUAUACUUUUCAGCAAGAGAUGUAUAUUAUAAUACAUGGAGACGUUGAGAAAAGAUGUAUAUACAGAUGUGUAAAUUAUAAGUAUAAGCUUAUGUAAUAUCCAGGGCCGGCCCUGGGGUAAAGCCCAUAAAGCAUGGGCUUUAGGCGCCAGAGAAUAUCAAGUUUUUAGGGGCACCAAAUUCUAAGAAUUCCACUUUAGUCUAGUGGUCAGUGUUCAUAUUACAUUGGCUUACAACACGGGUUCUACAUGCUGCGUCCCUUUCUUUUUUUUUCCCUUUGAUAAUAAUUACAUUUUUCCUUUUCUGAUAGUCAAAGAUAUUCUCGAUUGUGCACAUUCCAUGAUUCAUCGUGUGAACGUUAGUAUGACAGCUGCAUCUCCUAUUAAUUUUUUUUAUUCCUUCUUUCUACCUUUUUUUUUAAGUUCUUGUAAAAUUUUUAGAAACUUUUGAACUUCAAAUAAACAUUAAAUUUAUUAUAGGGUUCUAAUAUUCUAUGAGACUAUAAAAACUCAAUAAAUUUUACAAUGUGAAAUUGCAUUAGAGUUAUUUAUCACAAAUUUUGGUUUAUUUUAUAAUUAAAUAUUUUUUUAAUUCGUAGAAAAAGCUAUCAAGAAGUAUAAUCGAAAUUUUCAAGUGAAGCUAAAAAUAUAAAAAGAAAAAACGGUAAGUUCCAAAUGAUGUUUCUAAUAAUAUUUAAUACUAUUUUUAUUACAUGCUUAAAUUAUAUUAAUAUUUAUGACACAAUAAUGUCUCCCUGCUCCUCCCCCCCCCUCCCCGAUAAAAAAGGGUAGUAUUUUUUUAUUCGCUUUAGACGCCACACGAGUCUGGACCGGCAGUUGACAUUGGACCUUAAAUUUUUCUUGUUUUUGUUUCUACCAUAUCACGUCUAAGCUCUCACAGACCAGCAGUUAACACAUUGCCCCAAACCCACCCCAUCAUCUCAUAUUCAUUUUUAGACCAUAUACAUUUAUCAGUAAAUUACCCGAUUAAUAAAUUGAUUAGCUGCAUAUUUUAUAGUUGAUGUAGCACACAAAUUACGACCAGAUAAAAUUUUGGGUCAUACCUUACGAAUGUUUUAAUUCUAGAAAAAAUAAGAACUUUUUUUAGCAAUGUUAUUAUUUAAAAAUGUUCUUGUCAAAAAGGAAGCAUACACAUAUUCUUUCAUAAUACUUUGCUUUUCUUUUCAUAUAUGUUUUGUUCGAUCAGUCUCUGUCUAAUUCUCACUCACACACCAUACAUGCCAUGUAGAAGCCAAACCAAACUUAAAACCCAAGCAAUCUUUAUUUCCUUUUCUUAUGAUAAUCAUUUAUUAAUUAAUCUGUUCUUCAGAAUACCAUUGUAUUUAAGCAUUCGUAAAUAUGUAUACUCAAGUAUAUAUGUAUAUGUAUUAUGUAUAUAUGCAUGUAUACUGGUAGAAAAAGUUCCAACAUUUUAUCAGUGUUAUAAAUGUAAAAUAUUAUUUUGAAAGUUUCAUAGUUAAGUGUCCUUACAGUUUACUUUCAAGUUGUUGAGAGGGAGAGGUACACCAACAACUUGAAAGUAAACCUUAACAUGUAUGUUUCCUUGUUUCUACAUAUACUUGUUAAACAAACCCAAGUCUUAAAAUAAUACUUUCUUACUGAAGAGUAUACACCAGAUUUGUAUACAUUAACCGGAGCUUCUAGCUCUAGUGGUAAAUGGCUUACAGCUGUGAGUACCGCUACUUGGGUUCGAAUCCCGGCCAUUGGGGAAUUAACAUUUCGGCAUCGCCAGGGACAGAGGACCGACACGUGGCAACACGUGACUAGUCUGGAUCACUUCUGUGGGGCCAGGAUACUUCUGUAUAAUUCAAAAAAAAAAUAGAUUUGUAUACAUUAUACAUUGAUGAGAUUUAAUAAUAUUUCUUUUGGGAUUAUCUCAUCUUUCUCUCUCAUGGAUAGUACAAGGUUAAAAUCAAGUGCAUAAAAGAGCAAUUAAGAAAGUGGUGAACAAGAAUUCAAUUCCUUCCUCUUUCUCAAGAUAACCUCAAAGAGUUCUACUUAGGAAACACAUGCUUUAAACAUCUUUAACCCUUUUUCCCUUCUCUCCAUCUCUCUUUCACGCCUUUGUUUAUUCUAAUGAAGUUGUGAGAAGUGAGAAAGAAGAGAAGAGAAGUAAUGCACAAGAGGAAACUAAGAGAGACAAAACAAUAUGACUUGGUGCAAUGACAGUAGCGAUGUUCAGACCGUUGAAACAAUCAUUCCCUCCCCAACAGUGGCCGAGUCUCCUGAAGCCUCAUUUCAAGUCUCUUGUCACAAAACAUGUCCUUCUUGUGGCCAUAAAUUCAAGUUUCAUGAACAGGCGGGGAUCCAUGACUUGCCGGGACUGCCUGCCGGAGUGAAGUUCGAUCCGACUGAUCAAGAGGUAUUGGGGCAUCUUGAAGGAAAGGUAAGAGAUGACGCAAGAAAGCUGCAUCCUCUCAUCGAUGAGUUUAUCCGUACUAUCGACGGUGAAAAUGGUAUCUGUUACACCCAUCCUGAGAAAUUGCCAGGUGUGAGCAAGGACGGGACAGUCCGUCAUUUCUUCCACCGACCAUCAAAGGCAUACACGACGGGAACAAGAAAGCGACGUAAAGUUUACACUGACUCCGAAGUCGGUGGCGAGACACGGUGGCACAAAACCGGCAAAACACGGCCAGUUUUCACUGGAGGAAGAGUGAAAGGCUACAAAAAAAUCCUAGUACUCUACACAAACUACGGUAAACAAAAAAAACCCGAGAAGACUAAUUGGGUAAUGCAUCAAUAUCAUCUUGGCACCAACGAGGAAGAGAAAGAAGGUGAACUCGUCGUCUCCAAAAUCUUCUACCAGACUCAACCACGCCAAUGCAGUGGAUCCCUUUCUGCUGCUGCUACGGCAAAGGAGCGGCCAUACCUCCACGGCCAACAUCUUGGUGGUGGUGGUAGUCGCCAUCUUUAUCAUAAUAAUGGUAACGUUAAAGGCAAUUGCGGUGGAGGAUCCGCCGGAGCCAGUGAGUAUUACAACAAUAUGCCGGCUAUUAUCUCGUUUAAUCAAAGCGGGAUACAGAACCAUUUGGUUCAUGGUACUCAACCUUUUAUCCCUUAAGAAGAGAAAUAACUUUAUAUGGACGGUCGUAAAAUAAGAGACGCUCUAUAAUCUAAGCAUUAUAUAUUACAUCAAUACAUUGAAAAUAAAUUAAAUUACACUGAAAUCUUAUAUACGUUUUGUUAUCAUUGUUUUGCCCCGUUUUGGCUAUACUGAUUUGUACAAUUUUAUUUUCUCGAACUGAUUAUAAAAGAAAUGUACAAAGAUCUCUCUUUCCCUCUUGGUACCUAAAUCCAUUUUGAUAUUUUGUCGGCAAUCCAUGGGGAACGGUAGCUUAGUAAGUGCAAAAUCUAAUACAUAGUAAAAAUGAAAAUCAAUUGCCAAUGGUUGUGUCAGUAAAAAAAAUUGCCAGUGGUUGUGUGUGUCAGUGUGUUGACAACAUUGUAUCGAAAAUAAAAUAUACAUCACUAUGUACUUACUGUAUUACAAUAUAUCUUCACUGCUACCACAACAUCCGCAAGAUCACUUUGGUAUAAAAACAUAUCUAGUGAAAAUCAUAAAAAUAAUCACCAAAUGACAUAUUUUCUUCAUUUGCUAGACGUGGCCAUUAAACUUUGAAUUGAGUCUGUAAAUUUUUUUUUUUAUCUUUUAAAAUCUCUCCCAAGCGACAAGUUUAUUAUACAUCAACAAAACUUUUCUGCUUACUAAUAGUUGCUUUUAUGAUAAAUCCGCUAUUGGUUAAUAACUUAAUAUCUUUGUUCGGAAAAUUCGCUAGGGGCUACGCGUGCGCCGUGCAGCGAACCUAGGCUUAACGAGUUAUCCAAAAAUCGGAAAUAAAUAGGGGAGAAUUCAGAAAUUUUUUUUUCUGAUAUUUUAGCCAUAGAUGCGUAUAUAUAUUAAAUAUGUUGAGUAAUAAUGAAUGUAGAGCGUGGUCUAGUGGGUUGGGUCAUCUUUCUUCGGCCAAGAGACCCGGGUUCGAAUAGCUGGUUGUGGUAUUUUGCUAUAUUUUUUUCGUUUUUCUUUUUAAUUAGUGUUAAAAUAUGAUUUUACUCUCUUCUUCUUCAAUCUGUAGGUCGAGUUUCUGCAACACUUCCACAGCGCCGGUCCAUCUCUAUCGAAGGCCCCACUCAAGAUGGGCUUCACCUGUGUGAGCUUUAAAAAAAAAUCAAUGAACGGACUUUACUUAAAGAAAAAUUUGGACAAAAGUUUUGGACCCUACGCGUACGCCCCGGGCCGGGCCUGCACUUCCAUGGCGUUUUCAAGCUUCUUAUCGUUUUUCACAAUUUUUCCUUCGUUUUAUGCGGAAAAGUUACUAGAUCUACUUAAAAACAUCAGAUUUCAAACUUAAAACCUAAGAAAAUCAUUUUUUCCGUAUAAUACAACCGAAUCGUUGCAAAUCGCCACGCUCAUUCAUCAUAUCACGUUUACUCGGCCGCUGAAUCGGGCAGGUGGACGCGUUUUUGAACACUGGUUAAUAUACAACAACAAAACAAGUUGUAAAGGGGUUUAAGUAAUCCAAAAUGUGUGAGAUGGGCUAUAAUUGAUUUUUUUGUUAAAGAAAGAAGGCCCAUAAAAGCCCAUUCCUUAGGAGUUUCGAGGUUUUUGAGAUAAAAAUAAAUUGAAAACCAGAGAAGUCAUUUAUUUGGUUUCGUGUCUCUCUAUCUCUUUAUCUCUCUCUCUCUCAUCCAAAUCCAGAGCCACCAUGUUUUUCAAUCGGCCAUCAGUGUUCACCGGUCAAGGUAACGCAAGCUACAGCUGUCAUUUUCGGAUGGGCCCACAAGAUCUCGGCUAAUGAUUGCCCAAUCGAUUCCGGUUGUUCUUUGCCGUUCGAUGAUAGUUUCUCAUCCCAGAGUGCUGUUCCAUGAUACCAUACGGUAUAUGGAUGUAGCUGAUUCCAGCAUGUUCAUCUCGACUUAGACAGUUAGUUACACGGUUAGAGUGGACGUUUGAAUUUAGCCGUUUGAUUGGGUAGAUGCUCAUCCAAGAGCUAUACAAUCUCUGGUACCAUGCUCUGCAUCACAGUGAACCAAAUCGAGGUAUAUAUUUCAGCUCCUCUUGAACUUUCACUUUUCCCUCUCUAAGCUUCAAACAAUGGCACAUACAUGGACUCCAAUCAAGGAGGCCAUCGAUGAGCUGUGGAAAGCUUAUCUCUCUCCACCGGUAGGACGUGAUCUUGAGUUCUUCUGUAACCUAUUCAACGAUCAUGACCAGCGAUUUCCACCAGGGUAAGCUCUUCUCUGAUUGAUUGUGAUCCAGUUUUCUUGAAAACUUCAGCAUGCUGUUCAAAGCUCUCAGAGGCUCUCAUCCUAUCGACACUCUCUCCCUGAACAUCUGCUGAAGAUUUUCAAGAAAGUUCCAUGGAAUCCAAAAGCUGAUCCACAGUAUCUAGCUCCCCAGUCCUUGAUGCUGAAACUCUUUCAUCACGUCAGAGAUAAGAUUAAGGAAAGAGAAAGAGAUCACAGGAGGAGGGAGAAGGAAUCGUUGAUGAAACUAAAGUUUGAUGAAGCAACUAGUCUUGUGGUUUCUCUCAACAAUGCCAUAGAAGAUCUCUGGUGUGCAUUUCUGACUCCCCCUCUCAGGUCAUUAAUAGCUGUUCUCGUUAAUGGAGACACACGGUUCCCAAACAACUUCCUUGAUGAUUUCUUGGAGAUAUUCAACACAACAGGCAAAGAAGAGUAUGUGAAGAUAUUCAAAGGGGUUGAGUGGAAUUCCCAUGAUGAUCCAGAUUACAAGAUUCCCAAGAGUUUGAUGGAGGAUCUGUUUGAUGAUAACCUUUCGGCUGAUUUGGAGGUUGAAGAAACAGUAACAGCUGAGCAGAUUGAAGCCAACAUAAAGAGAGAGAGAGGAGGCUGAAGGAAGAUUCUGCAAAGAACUCUGUGGCAUUCAAGAAGAUGGCUUAUCGUGAAGGUCGCUUGGGCAGGGACGUGGCUAAGAAAGAAACCCAACUCAAAAUCGCUGCAAACCGGAUGAAGAACACUGGCAAGAAUCAGAAGAAGUAAUAUCUCGGUCUCUUUUAUAUUGCUUAAAAAAAGUAUUCCUUUUAAAUUGCAUUUGUGUUGGAACGUGUGUUGGGUAAUUCGGAUGGUCUAGAACUUGUGGUGUAUAUCUCGGUCUUUUUCUUUUCAGCAGUGUUGGAACUUGUGCUGGGUUAUUGUUUUUGCAUAUUGAACUAGAAAGUUGUGCAUGAAUAGAGAGCUACAUCUAUAGUCAAAAAUCUCUGUUAUACUGUAAAAAAAAAACUACCGUAUUUCUUUUAGUUUACCUUUUGUAUGUUGGACCUUGUGCUGCUUUUAUAAUUGUUCUA